CCAGGCAGAGCAAGGGGAAGAUGGCGGUGCCCAAGGCCGCGGCGGUACUGAGGCACGUGAAGAGCGUCAUGGUCCGGUUUUGCCCUUUCCAGACCAACGUGGAAACCACGCGAAUAUUUCUUGAACAUGUAAACAGUAAAAAAGCUCGUGCCUCCAAUAUCAACUGUGUAGUGACAACAGAUGUAAGACAUGAUGGAUCUGAACCAGUUGUAGACAUCAUGUUUGCUGAUGGAGACAGAUUGAUAAUGAAAGGAGCCAACUUGACAGCAGCAGAAAUGUUAUCAGCUUUCAACUCCAGAUGCAUAGCAAAAGACCUUAAGGCAGAAGAGAAAACCAAGAAGAAGGGUGCUUGAAGAUCAAAGGAACAAUUAUGGUUAAAAUUGAUUAGGCAUGUGAAAAGCAGCGAGCAGCUUUUGUCAUCAGAACUACAUAGGAAACUUCACUAAUAACCGACAUGAAAUCUUAAAAAGAGACAUGGACAAAAUGCUGGCCAAUUCAACAUACAGCUGAAUGAUUCAUAUAAAUAUAUAUUUUUCCCAAGGAAAAUAUAAUGGAGAAGCUAAAAUCGUUAACUCUGGCAGGGUCGGCAAGUCUUGUAUGCACAAAUAAAUUCCUCUAGCCAUAUACACAAACCAUCAGUCUCUUGACCAUGCACACACUGGAUCAAUGCCAUGCCUAUUUGUAUAUUAAUAUGAAUAAUGAAGAUGAGCCUAAGAAAUUUGU
Messenger RNA from Chelonoidis abingdonii (Abingdon island giant tortoise), 723 nucleotides. Its product is annotated as large ribosomal subunit protein mL53-like. NCBI's taxonomy places the organism in Eukaryota, Metazoa, Chordata, Testudines, Testudinidae. Gene Ontology annotation, cellular component: mitochondrial large ribosomal subunit. The record is from RefSeq and is a predicted model, not a curated record.